UGUUUGCGACUUAAAUGCACAGUCGCCGUGCGGACCGCGGACACUUGCUCGAGUUGACAAAGUUUUGAUUUAUCUGGCGCCCGAUCGGGGCCGAGUGAGUUCCAAGUGGUGUCGACAAUUGUCACACAAAGCGUUCGUAGGUUGACGAACGUUACCUGUCUGACAUCUAAGUGACGCGAGUUAUCUCCCAUCUCCCACGGAUCGGGCCCCGGAACACCAGCAGACGAUCUCAUUAGGGUGCGUGCAGUCGCGCAGGAUGUGCGCGUGCGCGUGGCGGCUGCACGUGUUCACCGCCGCGCUCGUGCUCGCCGCGCAUCUCAUCAAAGUGCUGUCGUGUGGCGAGGCGGGCGCCGGGCCGCGGCUCACCAAGCGCUACGUGGGCCUGUACACGGGGCCCUACUUCGACCCCUCCGCGCCCAACAACAUCACCACGCAGCUCGGGACUCACGCCUACUUGCCCUGCAAGGUGCGGCAGCUGAGCAACAAGUCGGUGUCGUGGAUCAGACGGCGCGACGCGCACAUCCUCACGGUGGACCGGUUCACUUUCAUUGCCGACGAGCGCUUCCAGGCCUUCCUCGUGGAGGCUACCGACACCUGGACACUCCAGGUGAAGUACGUGCAGGCGCGGGACGCCGGGGUGUACGAGUGCCAGGUCGGCACCGAGCCCAAGAUGAGCCACUUCGUGCAGCUUAAUGUUGUAGUGCCAAAGAUUGAGAUCGUGGGCGAGUCGGAGCUGUACGUGAAGGCGGGCACGACGGUGAGCCUGAAGUGUGUGAUCACGCAGGCGCUGGAGGAGCCGGCGUACAUCUUCUGGUACCACAACGACGAGCGCGUGCUCAACUACGACAAGAGCCUUGUCGAGAUACGCAUGGAGCGCGUCGCGCCCGACACCACGGUGGGCAACCUCAUCAUCUACAGUCCGCGGCGCGAGGACUCCGGGAACUACUCGUGUUCGCCCUCCAACCUCGACUCCGCGUCUGUCAUGCUGCACGUGCUCAGCGGCGAGCAGCCGGCGGCCAUGCAGCACGGGAACGGGGCGCGCGGCGCCUCCCCGCGGCGCGCGCUGCUGGCGGCCGCCGCGCUGCCCGCGCUGCCCGCGCUGCCCGCGCUGCCCGCGCUGCCCGCACUACUGCCCGCGCUGCCGCCCGCCGCGCCGCACGUCCGCCCGCAGCUCGUGCUGCACCGCCUGCUGCUGCUGCUGGCGCUGGCGCUGCUCUGCCCGGUGCUAUGUCACGACGAGGACGACGGCAAAUAGCGCAGCGAAGUGUGAGCGCGCGCGGCCUCAGUGCGGACACAGUGUGUGUGUGUGUGUGUGUGAAUGUGUGCGUGUGUCGGGCGAGCGCGCCCUCACGUCCAGCCACGCGCCGCAUGCGAUGCGGGGUGUUAACUUAAUGUAAAAAUUCUGAUGUAUUACUUAGAUAAAGGAACGGUCAGUCGUACGCGUUGUGAUAUGAACGAUGUGAGAACAGUAAAUAAUUAAAUUACGAAAUUAUUCGUAUCGGUAUCUACCUAUUAAAGUUUAUAUUAUGGGAAACAAAACUAUGUAAAUAGGUCGACGAGGCGAGCGAAGCGGCGCCUUGCGGGCUGGCCGCUGCUCAGGCGUCUUUCACAUUUGUAAAGUUGUACAUAAUUAUUAUAAAUGAUUACAAUUAAUUGUAUCGAUAGGAAAUUACUAAUCCGGCAGGCCGGCGGCGCCGUGCCCCAGUCCGACCCGGUGGGGCCGUGGGCUCGGCGCCGCCGGAGACUAGCUCGACUACUCAUUACGACAUCGAAACCGUUGCAUCCACUGGCCAGCAACUCGUGGUACUUACUCAUAUUGUUUGCUGAACUGUACAAAGCUGCAAGGAAUUGUAAGAUAAUCUGUGAAUUGGUUGAAUUGAAAACGAUCAACUUUGUAAUUGUUUGACCGACGUGGUCGGUGCGAACGGGGGCGCGGCGCAGGCGCAGCAUGCAGUGGGAAGCGGGCCCCGCAACCGGCCGCAUCGACCAAUAUAUUAUAAUAUUUUGUUCAGUUUGUUAUUUGGAUAUCGUUGAACAGUGGUUCCGAGUUAAAAAGUUUGAUUCGUUGACACUGUUACUGCCCACUUUGUAAAUAUAUAUCUUAAGUGAUACAAAAUAAAGAUGAAAUCGUUGAAACAUU
Spodoptera frugiperda (fall armyworm) is the source of this 2140-nucleotide messenger RNA. Its product is annotated as lachesin. Lineage: Eukaryota; Metazoa; Arthropoda; Insecta; Lepidoptera; Noctuidae. Gene Ontology annotation, cellular component: neuron projection membrane. The record is from RefSeq and is a predicted model, not a curated record. Gene Ontology annotation, biological process: synapse organization. The transcript is spliced from 9 exons. The coding region runs from base 257 to 1255 and encodes 332 amino acids.